Molecule: messenger RNA, 1125 nt
Organism: Panicum hallii
Lineage: Eukaryota; Viridiplantae; Streptophyta; Magnoliopsida; Poales; Poaceae
Exons: 1
Coding region: 1-858 (285 amino acids)
Source: RefSeq, a predicted model, not a curated record
AUGCCGCAGCUCGAUCUGGACCACAUCUUCUGCGUCGGCGCUCGCGGCCACGGCGACUCCGACAGCGCCGGCGCCGCCCAGCGCGGCGGCGAUGCGAGCGCUAGCGCCCGUGCCGACGACGGGGACGCCCCGGCGGAGUCGGUCCUGAUCCCGGUACGGGGCGGAACCGGCCUGGCCGAGCUGCUCUGCACGGCGCUGCGGCGGGACGGGUCCACCAAGGGCAGGUCCAACCCAAAGGCGGCCGCGGAGGCGGAGGCGGCGUCGCGCAAGCAGGGCGCGCCGAGGGCGGACUCGAGGCGGCUGGCGGCCGGCAGCAAGACCGCCGUGGCCAUCGGCAUCCUGCCCGCCGCGGGCAAGGUGGUUGCCAAUUCCAAGGAGCGCCGCGCUCCCGGCCGCGUCGUCGCCCGCGCCUGGCGCCGGCCGGCGGCCGGGGCCAGGGUCUUCGCCAGCGAGGCCGUGGGGCCGGAGCCCGUGUCCCCGAAGGUGUCCUGCUUCGGGGCCGUACUGCCGGAGUCGCGCGCGGCCGCGGGGCCGCCCGGUAAUAAGCAAGGGGAAGAAGAGGAACGCGGCGGGUGCUGGUCGCCCGGUAACAAGCAACGGGAAGAAGAAGAACGCGGCGGGUGCUGGUCAAGCGUGGCGGCCGAGCUGCGCGGCCUAUGUUGCAGCAGCAAUAAUAGUCCUCGCGAAGGCGAGCCGGUUGCCAGCGAGUCGAGUCCGCAGGCUACCACGGCGCCGGAGCCACAGACAGUCCCCUUCCUGUCGUCGCCGCGGGCGGUGGCCGGGCUGGGAGACGUGAAGCGCCUCGCUUCGCGGCGGUGGCCGGAGACCAUGGCGGCCGAAGGACGGGGCUCGGUUUGAAUGCGUUCCGCGCUUCGAGAGGUUCUGCAGUUGUGCUACGUCCACGGACCACGGUCGCCGAUGCAGCAGCCUCCUCCUCGGACCUGCUCCUGCCCGUUCUAGUGCCGUGUGUGGAUGUGCGACUGACCUUUGUGCUUGUUUGCAAGCUGCACCUCGUGUCGUGUGCCUUGUGUGUUGUGCAUUGACAUUGGACUUCGGUCUCAUUUCUUUGUCACUCGACUGGAUGUAGACGUAUAUCCGUUGGAAUUAUCAAGAUGAAUGCACUGA